Tinamus guttatus (white-throated tinamou) is the source of this 324-nucleotide messenger RNA. Lineage: Eukaryota; Metazoa; Chordata; Aves; Tinamiformes; Tinamidae. The record is from RefSeq and is a predicted model, not a curated record.
GCCUGGUCAGGUCCUGCCGCCGGCCUGCCUGGGGGAGGAGCCCGAGCACGCGGCGGCCAACAGCAGGACGCUGACGCGGGCGGCCUCGCUGCGCGGCGGCGCGGGCGCCCCGGGCUCGCCCAGCACACCUCCAACGCGCUUCUUCACCGAGAAGAAGAUCCCCCACGAGUGCCUCGUCAUCGGGGCCAUAGAAAGCGCGUUCAAGGAAAUGGAUUUACAAAUAGAACGAGAGAGGACUGUGUAUAAUAUUUCUGGUGGCUGCACAGCCCUUGUUGUGGUGUAUUUAUUGGGGAAGCUCUACGUGGCAAAUGCCGGUGACAGCAG